Messenger RNA from Schistocerca serialis cubense, 1926 nucleotides. RefSeq names its product myogenesis-regulating glycosidase-like. Lineage: Eukaryota; Metazoa; Arthropoda; Insecta; Orthoptera; Acrididae. Gene Ontology annotation, biological process: carbohydrate metabolic process. The transcript is spliced from 6 exons. The record is from RefSeq and is a predicted model, not a curated record. Bases 1 to 1926 code for a protein of 641 amino acids. Gene Ontology annotation, molecular function: hydrolase activity, hydrolyzing O-glycosyl compounds.
AUGUGGACAGCUACGUGGGCGACGCCAUUGCCGCUGGUGGUGGUUCUGGUGAUUGGGACGCUGGUGUCAACAGCAGCGGCUGACCUCGAGGCGCGCUAUGACGAGAUCAGUGGACGCCUCCUCAUCUCCUCCGACAAGUAUGGCUACAGUGAGGACAUCGCUUACGUCGAAAUCGAUGGCGAUCAGGGUCAUCCAGAGCCCUGUACUGAUAUGGUUCCCGACGAAGACUGCUUCCAACUGCGCAGUUCCCAAACCACUAUCAGGAGUUCGACCAAGGUCGCUGGGCCAUGUAUCAACAUAACUGUCUCGAGCCCUGGCCCAGGUAGUGCUAGAAUCCUAAGCUGCCAUAACCAUCAAGGCAGCUAUAUGUAUGGCGGACUCGAGCAGUACAACCAGCUGUGGCCCAUAGAGGAAAAUGUGUACAGCAAUUACCCGUAUGUCACGAAACAGCAGGACAAUGUUGGCAUCGCCGAGAGGUAUUGGCUUUUCUCUGAUGGUAGGUACUUGCACGUUUCUCCCAAUGUGCCCCUGUUCAUAGACCAGCAUACUAACGAAUCGGGUGACGCGCUGUGUCUCAUCGCUGAGAACCAGGCCCCCUACCCAGUCGAUCGGACUGACAUAGUCUUCCAGAUGCUGACGUGCGACUUCGACGACGCGAGACAAGCACACGAGGACGCUGUAGAGAGAUUCCUGGGCAAGCCGACCGGGAUACCUGACGAGCGAAUGACCACACACCCCAUAUGGUCCACCUGGGCGCGGUACAAGAGAGACAUUGACGAUUCUACAGUGAGGGAGCUGGCUAGUGAGAUACUCGCUAACGGCUUCAACAACAGUCAGAUAGAGAUAGACGACCUGUGGGAGACGUGUUACGGGAGCCUGACGUUCAACACGACCAAGUUCCCUGACGUCAGGUCGCUCGUGGACGACCUGCAUGACCUGGGGUUCCGAGUCACUCUGUGGGUCCACCCGUUCAUCAACCUGGACUGCGAGCCCUACCACUCUGAGGCGCUGGCCAACGGCUACUUCGUCACCAAUACCGACGGCAGCCCCAACAGCACCUGGUGGAACGGCGACGGCAGUGUCGUCGACUUCACAAACCCAGAAGCGGCGGCCUGGUGGGCGGGUCGGCUGUCGGCUCUUCUCGCGGAGACGGGCAUCGACUCGUACAAAUUCGACGCCGGCGAGACCAGCUGGCUGCCCCAGCUGCCCGACAUUCAGCCCAUUGACCUGAACCCCAUACAGUUCUCAGUCGACUACCUGCAGACGGUCUCGCAGUUCGGGCCCAUGAUAGAGGUGCGCACGGGCGAGCGAACGCAGAACCUGCCAGUCUACAUUCGCAUGAUCGACAAGGACACCAAGUGGACCUUCGACAACGGACUGCCCACGCUGGUGACGACGCUGCUGCAGAUGAACAUGGUGGGCUACGUUCUGGUGCUGCCAGACAUGGUGGGCGGCAACGGCUACGGCAGUGACGUCCUCACCAAGGAGCUCUUCAUUCGCUGGCUGCAGGCCAACGUCUUCAUGCCGGCCAUACAGUUCUCCUACGUGCCCUGGGACUUCGACGAAGAGACGGUGGAGAUCAGCCGGGAUCUGGCGGAGCUGCACGCCCGUUACGCGCCGCGUAUCGUCGAGCUGAUGGAGGCCGCCGUGGAGAACGGCACGCUCAUCAACCCGCCUAUCUGGUGGAUCGCCGCCAACGACACCACCGCCCAGGGCAUUAACUCAGAGUACCUGCUGGGAGAGGACAUAUUGGUGGCACCAGUGCUGGAGGAGGGCGCCGUCAGCCGCGACAUCUACCUGCCCAGUGGUAACUGGACGGACGAGGUGGACCCCGAACAUCCAGUCAUAGAGGGACCCAUCUGGCUCACCAACUACUCGGCACCACUCAAUGUCUUACCCUAUUUUACCAGGGUCACAGAAGACUAG